Messenger RNA from Tripterygium wilfordii, 1190 nucleotides. RefSeq names its product glycine-rich cell wall structural protein 1-like. The transcript has a single exon. The record is from RefSeq and is a predicted model, not a curated record. Bases 29 to 1090 code for a protein of 353 amino acids. Lineage: Eukaryota; Viridiplantae; Streptophyta; Magnoliopsida; Celastrales; Celastraceae.
GCUCGUUUCCCUAGAUAUUCAAACGAGAAUGAGAGGUGGGAUGAGGACAGUUGUUGCUGUGUUGUCUUUGCUUUGCUUUCAUUUUCUGUUGGUGAGUGUGCAUGUAGUUGCAGGAGAUGAUGACGGACACUCGAAAGCUGACGAGGAGGAGAAGAAUUUGUUCCUAGGUUUUGGGAAGGGAGGUGGAUUUGGUGCGGGUGGGGGUGCUGCUGGUGGUGGCUAUGGAGGUGGAGGUGGAGGCGGUGUAGGUGGUGGUGGGUUUGGGAAGGGCGGAGGAUUUGGUGUUGGGAUAGGCCCGGGUGGUGGAAUUGGUGGUGGAGGUGGCGCUGGUGGCGGGGGUGGAGCUGGUGGUGGUAUUGGAAAGGGUGGAGGAAUUGCUGGAGGCGGCAUUGGAAAAGGUGGUGGAAAGGGUGGGGGCAUUGGAAAGGGUGGUAGAAAGGGUGGGUGCAUUGGAAAGGGUGGGUGCAUUGGAAAGGGGGGUGGCAUAGGUGGUGGUAUCGGCAAGGGUGGUGGAAUUGGCAAAGGAGGAGGUGGUGGAGUUGGAGGAGGGAUUGGGAAAGGUGGUGGCAUAAGAAAAGGAGGCGGCGGAAAUGGUCGAGGUGUCGGUGCAAAGGGAGGUGUAGGCCUUGGAAAGGGAGGUGGAGUUGGUGGUGGCAUAGGAAAAGGAGGGGGCGCCAUUGGUGGAGGUGGAGGUGCAGGUGGAGGGGGAGGUGUAGGUGGAGGCUUUGGAAAGGGAGGUGGAGUUGGUGGGGGCAUAGGAAAAGGAGGCGGCGCCAUUGGUGGAGGUGGCGGUGCAGGUGGAGGUGGAGGGGGAGGUCUAGGUGGAGGUGGAGGCUUUGGAAAGGGAGGUGGAUUUGGUGGGGGCAUAGGAAAAGGAGGUGGUGGCAUUGGUGGUGGUGGAGGUGGAGGGGGAGGGGGAGGCUAUGGUGGAGGGGGAGGCUCUGGUGGAGGUUGGGGCUUUGGAGGUGGCAUAGGUAGUGGUGGAGGUGGCGGAGGUGGAGGAGGAGGUGGUGGUGGUGGAGGUGGUGGAGGAGUAGGUGGAGGAAGUGGAUUUGGGGGUGGAUGGGGUGGUGGAAUUGGCCAACCAUAAACUCCACGUUGCAUGCAUGCAUGGGAGUUGCACUUUACACAUAUAUGUUAAAAAAGAUUGACAACAUGACUCAAUGAGGAGUCCAAUGUUUUCGCUUCAA